This is a messenger RNA of Owenia fusiformis, 1168 nucleotides long. NCBI's taxonomy places the organism in Eukaryota, Metazoa, Annelida, Polychaeta, Sabellida, Oweniidae. The record is from the annotation of a GenBank genome assembly.
AUGAACUUGACGAAACUCUUAGUAUUGGUACUAGCCAUAAAUUAUACACAUGCCUGGUAUUCAGAAGAGGAAAAACCUAUUAAAGAUAAAAAUAAAGACUACAAUGAAUCGGAUACUAAGCCAAGAUAUCUAAAAUACAAGAAGCACUAUAAAAAGUACAAAGACAAGAAAUACCGCGAUCGUGAUGACAAUUUUGAUAGCCGUGAUGAUGGUGAUACAGACACAAGCCAUGAGUAUGAAAGAGAGAAUUAUUGGGAUGAUUACCUUAGAAAUGAUGAGGAUACUAAGGAUAGAUGCAACUGCACGUGUACUCCAACCGACUGUAGGGUUACAGCAUGGAGCAAAUGGAGCGAGCCAAGAGGCCUCAAAGGAACCAGAGAAAGAAAACGACAUGUGCUUGUACAACCUACAAACAAUGGAGAACCCUGCCCUAGACUGAGAGAGGCACGCGCCACAGGUGUUGCCCCUACGAUAGAUCAAACAGCUAAGAGCUUCUACAAGAACUUCAUACUUCAUAAAUCCGUUGCAUCCAAUGAUGAAGCCCAAUAUGACGAAGAAGUACAUAAAAAGAAAUCUGUAGUCCCGCGUGAUCUCCUCUUCAUACUCGAUGAAUCUGGUUCAAUAGGGCGUUCACAGUUCAGGAAGGUACGAGCAGGUGUGGCUCGAUUAAUAGAACUUAUUUGCGGAGCCCGUUUGCAUCAAUCGAAAGUUAGCAAAGAAGUCCUUCUCGUGACAGAUGGAAAAUCGAACUGUGGCCAUGAUAUUGUGAAAGAAGCGGAAAAACUAAGAACGAUCGCAACCGUUUAUACUGUAGGUAUAGGGGAAUUCAACAAUAAGUACGCCAAGGCAGAACUUGAAACUGUAGUAUCUGCUCCAAAGUAUAACCAUGCAUUCAAUGUCCCGGAUGAAAGAGGAUUUCUCGAGAUGCUACAUAGAGUUGAAACGAGAUUAAACGAGACUUGGGUUGAAUAUGGAGAUGCAUGUGCAACUAUUGAAUGGGAUAAAUAAAUAUUCUCAGAAUCACUUGACGUAUAAUCUAACAGCAAUAUGAUACAUUGAAAUACAUUCUACUUUUUACCUAAAUGUAUGCGUUUACUUGAACUAGCUAGAACCAUGAUAUGCUUGAAUUGCGACUUCUUCCUUUUAUAUAAGCACAACUUCUCUGAAG